Episyrphus balteatus (marmalade hoverfly) is the source of this 1457-nucleotide messenger RNA. RefSeq names its product peroxisomal membrane protein PEX14 (gene Pex14). Lineage: Eukaryota; Metazoa; Arthropoda; Insecta; Diptera; Syrphidae. Gene Ontology annotation, molecular function: signaling receptor binding. The record is from RefSeq and is a predicted model, not a curated record. Bases 132 to 1016 code for a protein of 294 amino acids. Gene Ontology annotation, cellular component: peroxisomal importomer complex; peroxisomal membrane. Gene Ontology annotation, biological process: protein import into peroxisome matrix, docking. The transcript has 4 exons.
AACUAGAGCACAAAGAAAAACGAAAAACUUUUUCUCUAGUUUUUCUUCUUGCUGACCGAAAUUCAUUUCAUUCUUGAAUCAAUUAAAAAAUUUAUAAAUUUAUCAAAAUUAAUAUAACAGUUGAUAUUAAUAUGUCGGACAGUAAUACAGACACCGGAGAUACAAUUCUCUCAAAUAAAACUGAAAUUAAUAGUAACAACAAUAAUUCAUCAUCAUCAUUAUCAUCGACCAUUUUAACAACAGGAACAGGAGUCACAGCAAUAGUUCCUCGCGAAUCUCUGAUAACAACUGCCGUAAAUUUUUUACAAAAUGCUAAAGUUCGUCAUUCGACUUUAAUACAAAAGCAACAAUUCCUUCGGUCCAAAGGUCUGUCACCCGAAGAAAUCCAAUUAGCCUGUGAACGUGCCGGAAUCUUUAAUCAUGAUCCAAAUAGUACAGUAAUAAAUAUGGGAAUUAGUACGGCUGGAGGAGGUUCGGCAGGCUACAUGAAUCACCACCACCAACAAAUUGUCCAGAGACAAGGAUCCACUUUGCAACAAAUCAGAGAGGCAUUACAAUCGAUGGCUCUGAUAAGUGGAUUGGCUUAUGCCGUCUAUCUCUUUUAUAAGAAAUACAUAGAACCCUUUCUGUUUGGAAAGAAGAAGAAAAAAUCCGUCGAAGAAACCCUCACCGAGUUCGAUCAAAAAGUUGAAACUCAAAUGCGCGAUGUGAAUCGUGAUUUGAAUCAAAUCAAAGAGCAGCUUACCCAAAACAUCACAACACAAAAUUCAACUAUUCAGCGUGAAUUUAGCAAUUUUAAGAGCGAUUUGGAGGCUAUUAAAGGAUUACUAUUAAAUAGAAAACAAUUUGCUAAUCCAAUACCAACAGUUCCACCAUCGAUUCCAGCUUGGCAGCUAACUUCACAUCGCUUGAGUCAAAGCGACAAUGAGAAGAACGAUGAUGCCGGCUCGGGAUCAGGUUCAUCAGAGACUGAAGUUGUCACCAAAAAUAGUGAUAGCAGUUUAGAGAUAAUGUAGGCCAGCAGUAGCUUUGUUUUGUUUUUUUUUUUUUUUUCGUUCUUAGAUAACAGCGAAGGUUUUUUUUAAUUCUUUACAUUGUUUGUUUGCCAAAUGUGAAAUGUUCAAGAUUGAUAUAUAAACAAAAUGUAAGCCUCCAAAAGGCAAAACAACGAUAAGAUUAAUGAAAAUAAGAACUUGAGUAAUGAAAGAGCUUUCAGCUGCUUAUCAUAAUAAUAAUAAACUGCAUGUUGUUUGAAUAGAAUUUUGUUUUGUUCUAUUCAAGAAACUCCUUGUCAAAGAUUUAAGAAUCAAAUACAUUAGAUUUUAGUCAACUUAAGGCGGGGGGUUUUUUAAGUAUCACAUUUUUUCUAGUUCAUAGUAUUUUUGAGAGUAAGCUUAUCAUAAUCGAAAUCAUAAAUUUCUUUUGUUUGUAAAAGGGAAAUGCUUAUUUUAUUUUCG